CCGCGCGAGAGCGAGGCAGCUGGUAGAGUUCUCGCGGCGAGUGUUUCCGCUCACCUAAAACAAGGAGCUGCCGAGCCGAGGAGGACGAGGAACAACGCAACAGUACGGAACUAGACGACAAAAAACACUCAAUAUUUUUUUAAUACAGUUUUGCCACCUCCUGGUCUUUGGGCGUGUCCAUUUUUUAUAGCCGUUAAUGCGUCGAAUGUGAAGCAGCGAGAGGAGGGCUCGCCGCAUUUAACCUUUACGUUGGUUAAGCCGUAGAGGACUCUCGCUGGUUGCCGGAGGGAAAAGAUGUGCAAUGGAAUGGUAGCGUUUCAGACGAGAGCCCCGUCCUCUUCCUCAAUCUCCUCCUCCUCCCCGGCCCACAGGCUGGCUGCCUCCGCGCUAUUCCUCCUCUUCACCCUGAUCCCCAAUGGUCACGCAUCAGGCUGUGCGCGGCCCCCUGGCGUCCAGCACGGAGACUUGCUGAACCAGACCGAGGCUAACCGUGGCUCCUUUCCCCCGGGCACCCUGCUGACUUAUGGCUGCGAGUCUGGCUACACCGCAGAUGGAACCACCAGCAUCAUUUGUACCAGCUCCGGGGCCUGGUCCCAUCAACCCCCACGCUGCAUCAGGAUCAGCGUGUGUUCACCCCCCACUGAGCCGGAGAACGGCGGCUACCGCUGUCACCCGUCUCCCUGCCCCAGCCUCACCCAGAAGACCGUCAUCGAGUACUUCUGCGACGAGGGUUACGCUCUGAAGGGAGACUACAAGUUCCUCACCUGCCAGAAUGGCGAGUGGGACGGCCCCAUGCAGAUCAGCUGCCGACUCACGCAAGACAAGGAGCCGAGCUCUCCGCUGGGUAUACCCGCUCUGUCCAUCGUGGCGUCCACAGCCAGUUCUGUGGCCCUCAUCCUGCUGUUGGUGGUGCUGUUUGUUCUUGUGCAGCCAAAGCUCAAGUCAUUCCAUCACAACAGGAGGGAGCAGGGGGUCUCGGGCCAGUCCAGCUCCAUCAUGGUGGAGGGCGUCCAGGUGGCGCUGCCCUCUUACGAAGAAGCCGUGUACGGAAGCGGCGGACCCGGUGACGAUUCGGGUGUUCCUCCUUCUCCUUCUCCUCCUCCUCCUCCAGCUCCCCCGGAGACCCGCGUACCGAUCGUGCUCUCUGAGGGUCUCCCUCAGGGCGCCUCGGGGGGCCAAAGCGCCAGCAGAGCCCGCCUCAGCAGAGACUUGGACUUCUGUCUCCCGUCCACGUCCUCCUUGACGUCCUUCUCCUCCCGCCGUCACGCAGAGACGGUGCUAGAUCAUCAGGCCCCCUGUUCUUCCUCCUCCUCAUCAUCAUCGUGGGCUCGAGAGCACCCCGGGGGUGCAUGCGCAGGCCCCCUUCCUCUCCGUAGAGACUCCGGGAGCAGCGACCAGCACAGUGUGCUUUCCAUCACCUCUACAGAUGACUUUUCUGAUGAUAUUCCCCUGCUGAAGGAAGCAUGAAGCGUCCCAGCCUGCAAUCGACAUCCGACGGCGGAGGCCUAUUUUCUCCAUCUCCCAAACGCUGACCAGGACUGACUGAUGCUGUCCACAAUCUGACCCCCCCUCCCCAUUCCCACUCAGCCGCCAGCAGAGAAAAGACUUGAACUAUUCCCUUCAUCACCCAUGCAACCUCUCCUACCAUUACUGCCCGCGCAGAGCAAAGCCAACAACCGACACCAGCGGAUGAAAAGACUGAGACGAUCUGGACAAACAUAAGUGGUGCCAGCUCAACAUAAACCCUGUAGAUCCGAUGUAUAUGUGCAACGUGCAUACCGAGUCACAGAUGUGUACUUUAGGCCAUGUCAGCGGCCUACCGUGGCCUCCUCCCAGGUGCAGGUCUCUAGGAAAACAUUGCUCGAGGAGGCUUCAUCGGAGGAGGCCACAGCGACCGAGACAGGUCAAACAACAGAAGCUAAAAACGAAUAAUGAACAACCCGCUCCCGACGCCGCGGCGCUCAGAAUCGUCUUCCCGCUGUACUUGAAAACUUGUGAGUGACGGCUGGGUGCUUGGUGAAUGCUGCAUGUUUUUUUUUUUUGUUAUUGCUGCACGGUGGCACUCUAAGAAGCAUGAAGCCUCCUCUGCCCCCGUCCCCCCCUCUCUCUUUCUCUCCCUCUCGCUCUCUCUGUCUCUCUGUCGUUCUCUCUGCGUUUCUCUCUCCAGCUUUCGGAGCAUCAGGGCGGCGUCCCGCAUUUGGAUCGGUGGGAUUGAGAAGCACUUCCCGGGAGCUAAAAGCAGGGUACAGCGAUUUACCAAGUACCAUAUCGCAACGGAGAGGAGACCCCCUCCACCCCUUUCUGUUGCCGGCGGUCUGGAAGGGGCUCCUCCUGUUGCGUGAGUGGGGUUGAUUGGUGCUUUGGUUCCCGGGCCGCGCUGUGCAUCUUACUUGAACGAGGAGGAGGAGACGUCAUUUCACAUUGGGUCUGAAAGCCGAGGAGACGCUCCUCUUUCAAUGUGCCGAGUGGGCUUUACUCUAGGGUUGUGCGUGUCGAGUGUUCUUCCCUGUAUUUAUUGGUGUGUUGCUGGGUUUGCUUUGAGUUGCUGUGUGUGCGUGUGCGUGCGUGCGUGCGUCAUUGUGGUUCAGCCAGGCAGGAGAGGACAUGUCCUCAUAUUGGAGGCCUCGAUAGAGCCGCUUCCUGAAUUUGCCGCUCUUCAGAGCAGACACUUCACAAUUUCCCCUGUCUUUCACCAAAGGAAAAUGUCCCUCCCUGCAAUGACCAGCGUCACUUCAGGCAACAACUCGUCUACACAAUGUGUGUAUUAUUCAUCUGCUCUCAAGCUAGAAUAUUUACCAUUUUCUGCUGAACGGCUGGAAAAAGCAAAGUCCCUUUAGAAGAACCGGCUCCCGUCCACCUCCCCACCGGACAGAAGACUCUACACUUUAGUGCGUUAUGGGCACAACUGCAACUGGUUGCAGUGAAAGGCUUUGGUGUUGUUUCAUAGCGCUGCAGCCCCUUCCCCCCUCCCCCCACCCGCCACGUACACUCGCUCACCCUCCUCACGCCAAGUGCAAAUUUGAGAGAGAAUCGUGACAUGUUGUCUCUGUUUUUCAUCUCCAGUUGAGAAGCUUUGGUAGUUGAGCUGGUAACCCUGGAAAAGGCAUGGCUCCGAAGUCCUGUAUCCGAGAACUUCAGCAAAAACCCAACCCAGAACAACGUUCACCUUUUAUUCUGAUUUGAUUUGGCAAUUGUGGUUGUCUGUCAUUGUCUGCUCCGUUAUUAAUGCAAACAGAAUGUUGCCUUAGAGUUGUACAUUUUCUUUUUUUUUGUAUAAACUUAAGCCUCCUUGUUGGUUGCUUUACGAUAUUGCAACAGAUUCUGUUUUCCCAAUGGCCUUAAUCUGUUCUUUUCUAUUCUAUGCAUACAACUGUCUUUGUGUAUUUAUCAGUUUACUUUAGUUGUGGACACGACUAAACGAAUGUCCAUUCUUCUCUGUCCUCCCUUAGCUUUUACAGCUACUGUGAUGGUGAUGAUGAACCUAUAAGCACCUAUAUUUCAAUAUUCUGUUGCUACUACUUUGCUUCAAGGCAUCACAAUAUUAUGGGAUUGAAAAGAAAAGAAACUUAAUUAACUUUGCAUUCAGAAGCACUGUUGUACGGUGUUGCGUCCCUGAAAAUUACAGGUAAAAAAGUACACAUCUUGAUUCUUGGUUUCAAAUGCUUUCAGCAUUACGUUUUUUUCUCUCUGUACAUGGCAGUGGGUGUGAAGAUAGUAAUUUAAUAUUUGUAUAAAGUUUAAUUUAAUUUUACAGUGUGUGUACAUAACUUUCUAAUUAAAGCUUUCUUUUGAAUGUGGAA
This is a messenger RNA of Gasterosteus aculeatus aculeatus (three-spined stickleback), 3800 nucleotides long. RefSeq names its product sushi domain containing 6 (gene susd6). The record is from RefSeq and is a predicted model, not a curated record. Gene Ontology annotation, biological process: DNA damage response. NCBI's taxonomy places the organism in Eukaryota, Metazoa, Chordata, Actinopteri, Perciformes, Gasterosteidae.